AUUCCUUGACAGUUUAGUUAUAUACAUAUUUCUAUAUGCAAUUCAUACCCUUUAUUUAGGAUAUAAAUCGAAAAAAUUCAAUUAUAAUCCGGUCUAUUCCUGCUGGCUGCAACUAAUGUGGACGUAGGGAAAAAUCCUUUAUUUUUGCAUUUCUUAGCUGUUCAGUCUAAGUGUCUCUAUUGAUGACUGCCGAUACUCUCAUGUUUCUCGAGCAAAACAGUCGACAAUAUGUCAUUGAUAAUAUAUUAAUAUAUAUCAUAUCAAUAUUAAUCUUAUAGUGUCAUGUGUAUCGUUUUGAACAUGACAUUGUAUUAACAGUUCGAGUUAUCCCAGAGGCAUCUGAGGGCGUUGGUAAGUCUACCUCCAGUUUCAGGAGGCUAAUCACAGAAACGUUUCUUGUUUAAAUUGUCUGUGAAAAUGUGAACACACAGGAAGUUACUUGGGACUGCAAACUGCAAACCCUGCAACAAGUUUUGCCUUUUGGGUACAAACCUAAAUCCAAGACCUGCACUUUUGACUUUAAGGAGCCUAAAUCUCAUUGCAAUUUAUCCACUUCAAAACAAGUUGUAUUGCUACUUUUGUGCCAUCUGUCCUUCUGUAACUCCUAAUUCUCCUAUUUGCCCAAUUGACAGCAAUCCUUAUUUCUUCCACGACAUUCCUGAAAGAAUUUAAGCUAGGGUUGUAAAUACUGAUUGCAUAAAACUCAACUCAAUUAAUUAUGAGUGAGGUAUGGACUUCAAUAUAUAGAGAUUACAAGAUGAGGUUGGUUGCAGUAUAAACAUAUCAUCUGAUUACAUUUGAAAUUCAAAACUAAGUUACACAGAAGUUUUAGAUAAGGAAGGAUUGUGAUUCCUUUCUAUCUGUUGAAGAGUUUGAAGAGUAUCCAACUUGUGUAGCUGACUUGGAGAGUCUUUUACCAUGCAUUGCUGACGUGGAGAAGGAUCCUGAAUAUUUGGUUUAUCAAUUCCUUCAUAUAAAUUUGGAUGGAUGCAGCUGCAAAUUAAAUCAAACUUCCAAUUCAUCACAAAAAAAAAAUGAAGAAAUGCAACGUUUCAGUUCUUUCCCAAUAUUUGCUUCUCCUGAAGAUCCUGCUGUUACUAGGAAUGACUAUCGGAGAUCCAAGAACGAAGACGGUCCAAGUAAUGUGCGGCAACCAACGUGAGCACAACACAACCGUGUUUGUUCCGAAUGUUGCCAGCACGAUGGAAAACAUCAGUGAACAAAUGCGAACUUCCGGCUUCGGAGUGGCAGUCACAGGUUCAGGCCCCGACACCGAGUACGGCCUAGCUCAAUGCUACGGAGACCUUUCUCUUCCAGACUGUGUGUUAUGCUACGACGAGGCGCGUACAGUGUUUCCCCAAUGUUUUCCUUACACUGGGGGUCGGAUUUUUCUCGACGGUUGCUUCAUGAGGUCCGAAAACUAUAGCUUUUAUGAGGAGUUUAGAGGAUCGGAAGACAGGGUUAAGUGUGGGAACACGACGAGGAAGAGUUCGGCAUUUGGAGACUCGGCAAGGCAGGUUGUGAAGCGUGCGAUUGAGUCUGCGCCAAGCAACCGAGGAUAUGCAAGGGGUGAGGUGAGCGUGAGUGGGAUAGAAAAUGAGUUAGCUUAUGUGUUGGCUGAUUGCUGGAGAACUUUAGAUGAGAGCUCUUGCAGACAGUGUUUGGAAAAUGCAUCUGCAUCAAUGUUGGGAUGCUUGCCUUGGUCCGAGGGGCGAGCGUUGUACACCGGGUGCUUCAUGAGGUAUUCAAACACAGAUUUUCUCAACAAGGAAAUGGGAAAUGGAAGCUCCAGAGGUACCACAAUUGUCAUAGUAGUUUUAGUUGUCAGCUCCUUGGUAGUUUUGGUAGUUGGAGUAGCCAUUGGAUUUUAUAUCUGGAAGCACAGAUAUAUACAAAAGAAAAGAAGAGCUGCUUCAGAGAAAAAGCAAUUCGGAGCUCUGUUUGCCACUGUGAAUAAGUCCAAACUCAAUUUUUCAUACGAAGUUCUCGAGAAGGCCACAAAUUACUUUCAUGAUACCAACAAGCUUGGACAAGGAGGAUCUGGCUCGGUGUAUAAGGGAGUUCUGCCGGGUGGAAAUGUUGUUGCCAUAAAGAGGCUGUUCUUCAACACAAGGCAAUGGGUGGAUCAUUUCUUCAACGAAGUUAAUUUGAUCAGCGGAAUUCAUCAUAAAAAUCUUUUAAAGCUGUUGGGGUGCAGCAUUACAGGCCCCGAGAGCCUUCUUGUUUAUGAUUCAUCCCUCUAUGAAUUCUCAGUGAAAAACAAUGUGGAGCCACUGAGGUGGGAUUUGAGGUAUAAAAUCAUACUGGGAACAGCUGAGGGCUUGGCCUAUCUUCACGAAGAAUCGAAAUUGAGGAUCAUUCAUAGGGAUAUAAAACUGAGCAACAUUCUGCUCGACGAGGAAUUCAAUGCAAAGAUUGCUGAUUUCGGACUUGCUAGAAUGUUCCCUGAAGAUAAAACUCACAUAAGCACUGCCAUUGCUGGCACACUAGGUUAUAUGGCUCCAGAGUAUGCCGUUCGUGGCAAGUUGACUGAGAAGGCAGAUGUUUACAGUUUUGGAGUUCUUGUCAUCGAAGUCAUCUGUGGAAGGAGGAACAAUUCUGUCCUUUCAAGUUCGACUUCUAUCCUACAGAUGACUUGGGAUCUUUAUGGAACUUGUAGGUUACGUGAAGCUGUCGAUCCACUCCUAGAAGGUAAGUUUGAAAAUGAAGAAGCAUCUCGGUUACUUCAGAUAGGGUUACUUUGUGUGCAAGCUUCAGCAGAGCUGCGGCCGGCAAUGUCAUUAGUCGUAAAAAUGCUUACCGAAAAUCUUGAGAUUCCUCAGCCAACACAACCCCCAUUUCUCAAUUCUGGUACCGCAAAAUUCAACAGGAGAAUUCCUUCAGGAAGUCUCAAUUCACUGCCCGCGGAGUCCAACACGCAAUCUUCAAGAAUAGCAUGACCCAAAGCUGGAUUGAGCCGAGAUGAACAUUUUGUAUUUGUCAUCAUCCACGAUGUAAAUGUUGCGAGUUCAGAUGAUCUAUGAGCUUAAGCAAUUCCUACAGACUUGUGAAUGUCAAAUGAUCCAGCCCCGCAGCUCCUAGAGUCUAAUUACAGUCAAAUUUUGUGCAACUUCUAUAUGUUUUCACAACAUGGGUAAGUAGACCUGAAUGCCCUUUGUAAAAUAUACGUAGAGAAUUAUAUUAUUGAUAUGCAAUCUUUUUAUUUUGAAAUGAUACGAUUGUCACAAUGUCACGUUAUCAGUUUUCUUGUAAUAAACUUUUCGAGAUUUUGUUUGUAUUAGGCAGUUUUGGUGUACUUCUCGAAUAAAAUCAAAAUCAAAGUUACGAAA
Messenger RNA from Malus domestica (apple), 3329 nucleotides. The record is from RefSeq and is a predicted model, not a curated record. NCBI's taxonomy places the organism in Eukaryota, Viridiplantae, Streptophyta, Magnoliopsida, Rosales, Rosaceae.